AUGGCAUCUCGCCUCCAUCAUCUCUGGCGUCCCCUCGCCGCCGCCUCUGCGGUCACAGUCGUCGCUGUCGGAGGCUCCGUCAUCUACUCUCGCGCCUACAAAAACUUGUCCCACGACAAAGCUCUCGUGCCCGUGCGACGAGACGCCGCCGGGAGGAUCGUCCCUCCUUCCUUCCCAGCCAUCAAGAGCCGCAAGGAGCAGCUCGCUGAGCUGACGAGGCGCAACGGUCAAGACGGAGAGGAUGCCGAAUACGACCUCGUCAUCAUUGGCGGCGGGGCCACCGGGACCGGCAUCGCCCUGGACGCAGUCACCCGCGGCCUCAAGGUGGCCCUCGUCGAGCGGGACGACUUCUCGGCCGGAACGAGCUCCAAGAGCACCAAGCUCGUCCACGGCGGCGUGCGAUACCUCGAAAAGGCCGUCUGGAACCUCGACUACCCCCAGCUCGAGCUCGUCAUCGAGGCCCUCCGAGAGAGAAAGGGCUUUCUGAACAUUGCGCCUCACCUGUCCGUCUCGCUGCCCAUCCUGCUUCCCCUGCAGAGCUGGUUCCAGGCCCCGUAUCUUUGGGCUGGCUGCAAGAUGUACGACCUCCUGGCUGGAUCCCAGGGCCUGGAAAGCUCUUACCUGCUCAGCCGAACCAAGGCCAUUGAAUCCUUCCCCCUCCUGCGGCGGGAUAACCUGGUCGGCGCCCUGGUCUACUACGACGGCCAGCACAACGACUCGAGGAUGAACGUCUCCCUCGCCCUGACUGCCUCUCUGUACGGUGCCACCGUCCUGAACCACGUGGACGUGACUGGGCUCGAGAAGGACGCCAGCGGCAGGAUAUGCGGCGUCCAAGUGCGCGACUUGAUGGGCGACGACAAAGGAGCUGCCGGCGUCUUUACGGUUCGCGCCAAGGGAGUCGUCAAUGCCACCGGACCCUUCACCGACGCCAUUGAGCGCAUGGACGACCCCCAGCGCAAGGCAAUCGUCGCUCCUGCCUCUGGGGCUCACGUCAUGCUUUCCGGCAAGCUGUGUCCCAAGGGCAUGGGCAUCUUGGAUGCGGCUACUUCCGACGGCCGAGUCGUCUUCGUUUUGCCUUGGCAGGGGAUGACGGUUGCCGGAACCACCGAUAACGCCUGUGAAGUGGAGAGAGAGCCCGUCGCGCGACAGGACGAUGUGGAUUUCAUCCUGAAGGAGGUCAGCAAGCUUCUGGCUCCCGAGAGCGCUCUUAGCCGCGAUGACAUCCUUGCUACCUGGUCUGGCAUUCGCCCUCUUGUGCGUGACCCCAAGGCAGGCAGCACCGAAUCUCUGGUCCGCUCCCACCUCGUAACCGUCUCUGCCUCUGGUCUCCUCACCUGCGCUGGCGGCAAAUGGACCACCUACCGGCAGAUGGCCCAAGACGCCGUGGACGAAGCCAUCAAGACGUUCGACCUGACUCCUCGAUCCGCCGCCUUUGCCGACAUUAGCGGCUCCCAGCUUCCGGGCUUCAUCGCCAACGGCUCGUGCAAGACGUUGACGACGCCCGUCAUCGGCGCCCACGGCUACUCCACCGCUCUGCCCUCCCAGCUCAAAGAGCUGUACCCCAUCGACGACGACGUCGCCCACCACCUGGCCACCAACUACGGCGAUCGCGCCUGGAGCGUUGUGGCCACGCCGGGCUCCGAAGCCCGCCUGGCGCCUCGGUUCCCCUUUGUCGAGGCCGAGGUCCGCCACGCCGUCCGCGCCGAGGCCGCGUGCACCGCCGCCGACGUCAUCUCCCGCCGAAUGCGACUCGCCUUUUUGGACGUGGACGCCGCUCUGCACGCGCUGCCGCGCGUGAUUGACGUGCUGGCCGAGGAACUCGGCUGGGACAACGCGCGCAAGCAGCAGGAAUGGAGCGCCACCCUCCGCUUCAUGCGCUCCAUGGGCCUGGACGAGGACAAGCUCGGCGUCACGAGGGAGCAGGUGCUGGGCGGCAAAGUCACGGCGCGAGCAAAAGAAAGGGCGCUGCGGCAGGACCAAGUGGGCGACCGCUCUGGGGGUCAAGUUGCGACAGGCGAUGUGCAGGGCGGUGCCGCAUCAAACGGCGCUGCUUGA
This is a messenger RNA of Ustilaginoidea virens, 2055 nucleotides long. RefSeq lists its product as uncharacterized. Bases 1 to 2055 code for a protein of 684 amino acids. Gene Ontology annotation, cellular component: mitochondrion; glycerol-3-phosphate dehydrogenase (FAD) complex. Gene Ontology annotation, molecular function: glycerol-3-phosphate dehydrogenase (quinone) activity. NCBI's taxonomy places the organism in Eukaryota, Fungi, Ascomycota, Sordariomycetes, Hypocreales, Clavicipitaceae. Gene Ontology annotation, biological process: glycerol-3-phosphate metabolic process. The transcript has 2 exons. The record is from RefSeq and is a predicted model, not a curated record.